Messenger RNA from Halteromyces radiatus, 1078 nucleotides. Its product is annotated as mitochondrial carrier. The transcript is spliced from 6 exons. The record is from RefSeq and is a predicted model, not a curated record. Gene Ontology annotation, molecular function: L-ornithine transmembrane transporter activity. Gene Ontology annotation, biological process: mitochondrial L-ornithine transmembrane transport. Lineage: Eukaryota; Fungi; Mucoromycota; Mucoromycetes; Mucorales; Cunninghamellaceae. Bases 58 to 969 code for a protein of 303 amino acids.
UUAAUUUGUCCUUUUUUUUUUCUUCUUCCCAACCUUUUCUUUUCUUCAUCAUUUAUUAUGGCCACUACAGUAGAUCCUGUUACUCUUCCUCCUCUUAAAGAAGAAAAACAAGUCUCUGCUGUAGCUGACUUUGUUUCUGGAAAUUUUGGUGGUAUGGCCAAUGUACUUGUAGGUCAACCUUUGGAUACAAUCAAGGUACGAUUACAAUUAGAUCAUGGAAGGUUCAAUGGAGCUUGGGACUGUGCAGUACAAACCGUCAAAAAUGAAGGUGUUUUGGCUUUAUAUAAAGGCAUGGCAAGUCCACUGGUUGGUAUUGGUGCUGUGAAUGCUUUAUUAUUUGCUGCUAAUUCUCAAUUCAGACAAUUAUUACAAGAUCAUCCUGGACAAGUCUUAUCUAUUGGUCAAAUUGGUCUUGCUGGUGCUGGUGCUGGGAUUGUGAAUAGUAUUUUAGCUUCACCUGUUGAAUUACUUAAAAUUAAAAUGCAAGCUCAAUAUGGUAAACCUAUGGGACAAGAACGAUAUUUCACUGGUCCUGUGGAUUGUGCAAAAUAUUUGAUUCAAAGAGAUGGAUGGGCUAAUGGAUUAGGUAGAGGCAUGUAUGCCACCAUUUUACGUGAAAUCCCAGCUUAUUUUGGUUUCUAUACCGGAUUUGAAUUGGUCAAACGACAACUUAUUAAGAAUCAAGAGCAUGAUGCUACCGUGACUCAACUCAUGAUAUCAGGUGCUGCAGGUGGUAUUGGUUAUUGGAUCUUUAGUUAUCCUUUUGAUGUAGUGAAAUCAGUGGUACAAAAUCAAACAGAAGCUCCUAAAGGAUUAUACGUUACCAAGGUGAUGAAACAAAUCUAUGCAAGAGAUGGAAUCAAUGGACUUUUUAGAGGCAUGGCCCCAACUAUUCUUCGAAGUAUUCCUGCUGCUGGUGCCACCUUUACUGCUUAUGAACUAUCCAUGAGAAUGUUUAAUCAUCUAUAGAUAAAAAAAAAAAGUUAGGUAUUAUUAUUAUUAUUAUUAUUUUGAAUGAUCCAUAGUUUAGACUUGAUAUGUAUAUUAUUCCCCCACAUACACCAAAAAAAAAAAAAAA